Neomonachus schauinslandi (Hawaiian monk seal) is the source of this 2313-nucleotide messenger RNA. It is a transcript of the gene BROX, whose product is annotated as BRO1 domain and CAAX motif containing. The record is from RefSeq and is a predicted model, not a curated record. NCBI's taxonomy places the organism in Eukaryota, Metazoa, Chordata, Mammalia, Carnivora, Phocidae. The coding region runs from base 90 to 1325 and encodes 411 amino acids. The transcript is spliced from 13 exons.
UUUCUCGUUUGUGGACUCGGACAUUCCCUUUCUUCCCUUAGGAGGACUGCUACACAGAUUUCCGAGAAAUCCGGAAACAGCUGGAGAAAAUGACACACUGGUUUCAUAGGAACCCGUUAAAAGCCACAGCUCCUGUCGCUUUUAACUACUAUGGUGUAGCCGCUGGCCCUGCUGCUUCAAAAAUUUGCAGUGACUUGAGAUCAUCCAGAGCACGACUGCUUGAACUCUUCACUGAUUUGAGCUGUAAUCCAGAAAUGAUGAAGAAUGCAUCAGAUUCCUAUUUUUCACUUUUACAAGGUUUCAUAAAUUCAUUGGAUGAAUCUACCCAAGAAAGCAAGUUACGAUAUAUUCAAAAUUUCAAAUGGACUGAUACAUUACAAGGACAGGUUCCAAGUGCCCAGCAGGAUGCUGUUUUUGAAUUAAUUUCCAUGGGAUUUAAUGUAGCUUUAUGGUAUACCAAAUAUGCUUCAAGACUGGCUGGAAAAGAAAACAUAACAGAAGAUGAAGCAAAAGAAGUCCAUCGAAGCCUAAAAAUUGCAGCGGGGAUUUUUAAACAUUUAAAGGAAAGUCAUAUCCCAAAGCUUAUUACACCUGCAGAAAAGGGGAGGGAUUUAGAGGCACGACUACUAGAAGCUUAUGUUGUCCAGUGUCAGGCUGAAGCUCAAGAAGUAACAAUUGCUCGAGCAAUUGAACUGAAACAUGCUCCUGGACUAAUUGCUGCACUGGCCUAUGAAACUGCCAACUUCUAUCAAAAAGCUGAUCAUACUUUAUCCAGUUUGGAGCCUGCAUAUUCUGCUAAAUGGAGAAAAUAUCUUCACUUGAAAAUGUGUUUCUACACAGCUUAUGCUUACUGUUAUCAUGGUCAGACUUUGUUGGCUAGUGAUAAAUGUGGUGAAGCAAUCAGGUCUCUCCAAGAAGCAGAAAAAUUUUAUGCAAAGGCAGAAGCAUUGUGCAAAGAAUAUGGAGAAACCAAAGGACCCGGACCAACGGUCAAACCUUCAGGACACUUAUUCUUUAGGAAACUUGGAAAUCUUGUGAAGAAUACCCUAGAGAAAUGUCAGAGAGAAAAUGGAUUUAUUUACUUUCAAAAAAUUCCAACAGAAGCUCCACAACUGGAACUCAAAGCAAAUUAUGGUCUCGUAGAGCCUGUACCUUUUGAAUUUCCUCCUACAAGUGUGCACUGGACACCAGACACGCUGGCUGCAUUUGAUCUCACCAAAAGACCCAAGGAUGACAGUCCCAAACCCAAACCAGAAGAAGUGGUGAAACCUGUGAAAGAACCAGAUAUCAAACCUCAGAAGGACACGGGGUGCUACAUCUCCUAAAGUACAUCGAUAAAAUGUGCACUUUGAAUUUCUCUACUAGUAGAUAAGAUAAACCAUGGAACUUCAGUUCGUAUUUCUUGAAAUGUUUCCUCUGAAGCCUGUAGAAUGACUUAGUACAUUCAGAGGGAAUCUGCCUUCAGUUUAUUUGUUCUUGAUUUUUAAUAUAGUAGAGAUGUUUCAUGCUUUGUUUCCAGACUCCCAUUUUAAUCAGGACAACAUGUAAAAGAUUUUGUUGUGCCUCUGAAGGGCAUGUUUGGCUGUUGAUUUUUGUUCUGAACUCUGAGUAGUAAUAAGUUUCCGGUUACUAUAUUAUAGUGGUUUCGGGUAUGUUUUUCUAUCUUCACAAACAAAAAAGUUUAUUUUCCUUUCUCUUACUUGAUGCCAGAAGAAUGACAGGAGUUGGAUUUUAACCGAGAGGCUUUUCCCCCUCACCAUUAUGUUGUCACACAGACUUGUUAUGUUCUGGGUCUAUUAUCUUUUCUGGUAGAAGAGUCAUUUAUAGUUGGAGAUCAGAAAAUCUGCAUACCAAAUCCCUUACAUAUGUAAGAAGCUAUAAUUUGUUCAGAAAUCAGUGUUUAUAGGUAUUUUGAGACCAUUUAAGAACUUACCCCAGGGGUGCCUGGCUGGCUCAGUAGGGGGAGCAUGCGACUCUUGAUCUUGGGGUUCUGAGUUCAAGCCCCAUGUUGGACAUAGAGAUAACUUAAGUAAAUAAAUAAAUCUUUAAAAAAAAAAAAAAACACAUACUCCUGUUCUGGUAGCCUCGCACUUUAUUUCAACCUCAAUAAACCUACGAUGAUUUUUACAAGUACCUUUCCUGAUGGGUUUUUUUACUUAGAGAACAGAACUUUGUGACAGCUCUUUAUGAACACAGAAUGAAAAUGUUUUUGCAGAAGUGAGAUACUGCGUGAUAUAAAGAAGAAACUUUUUUUUUUUUUAAAGAUUUUAUUUAUUUAUUUGACAGAGACACAAUGAGAGAGGAAACACAAGC